This is a messenger RNA of Macrobrachium nipponense, 9194 nucleotides long. RefSeq names its product kinesin-like protein KIF13A (gene Khc-73). Gene Ontology annotation, biological process: microtubule-based movement. Gene Ontology annotation, molecular function: microtubule motor activity; microtubule binding; ATP binding. The transcript is spliced from 38 exons. The record is from RefSeq and is a predicted model, not a curated record. Lineage: Eukaryota; Metazoa; Arthropoda; Malacostraca; Decapoda; Palaemonidae. Bases 134 to 6034 code for a protein of 1966 amino acids.
GCGAUGAACUAGUGAGAAGGGUGGACGUACAUUGUGCUGUGAGACGCAAACAACCAAAUAUAUUGUAAUCAUGGAGUAACUUCACAUUUAUGUACAGUGUUUUACGUGCUUAAAGCCAGAAGAAAAAUCUGUCAUGGAUAAAAUACGAGUGGCAGUAAGGGUUCGUCCCUUCAACCGCCGAGAGAAGGAGCUCGGUUGCAAGAGCAUCGUGGCAAUGACGAGCAACCAGACGAUUCUUCAUCAUCCUUCGGCUCUCGACAAACAGGACAGUCGAAAGCAACCGAAGACGUUCGCCUUCGACCACUGCUUCGAAUCCUUGUCCACCGAGAGCUCCAACUUCGCCACGCAGGAGAAGGUCUUCGCCGCCAUGGGGCAUGACAUUCUCAACAAUGCCUUUGCGGGCUACAACGCCUGCAUCUUCGCCUACGGCCAGACCGGUUCUGGCAAAUCUUAUACCAUGAUGGGUGCUGCCGACACCAAAGGCAUUAUCCCUCGGCUAUGCGAUACGUUGUUCGAGCGGAUAGCAGCUGACUCCAGCGCUCACUCUUCUUAUAAAGUAGAGGUCUCCUAUAUGGAGAUAUAUAACGAAAAGGUCCAUGACUUGUUGGAUCCCAAAGGCUCGAGACAAACGCUAAAAGUUCGUGAACAUAAUAUACUGGGUCCUUAUGUCGAUGGGCUUUCACAACUGGCAGUCUCGUCAUAUGAGGAAAUUGAGCAGCUCAUAGAAGAGGGCAACAAAGCUCGAACCGUAGCAGCGACCAACAUGAACAGCGAAUCUUCAAGAUCUCAUGCAGUGUUUACUGUCGUCCUGACUCAAACAGUAACAGACAUAGCUUCAGGGGUAUCCGGAGAGAAGGUGUCAAAAAUGUCACUGGUCGAUUUGGCUGGGUCUGAGCGAGCUGUGAAGACAGGUGCUGUUGGAGAGAGACUGAAGGAGGGAUCAAAUAUCAAUAAGUCGUUGACAACACUAGGCUUAGUAAUAUCAAAGCUAGCUGACCAGACAGUCGGUAAAGGGAAAGGAAAAGGCGAUAAUUUCGUGCCCUACCGAGACUCGGUUCUAACUUGGCUUCUUAAGGAUAAUCUUGGAGGUAACAGUCGAACUGUCAUGGUAGCUACGGUUUCCCCUGCUGCUGAUAAUUACGAAGAGACCCUGUCAACUCUUCGAUAUGCUGACCGUGCUAAGAGGAUUGUUAACCACGCUGUUGUUAAUGAAGAUCCUAAUGCCAAGAUUAUCAGAGAAUUGCGAGAGGAGGUUGACCUCUUACGUACACAGCUUGAGUCUCUGCGAAACAUGACAAGAGAUGGCCCAGCUUCACUUCAAGAGGAAGAAAGUCUCAAUGAGAAGUUGCACGAGAGUGAGAAGUUGAUCACGAAUCUCUCGGAGACUUGGGAGAACAAACUUAAGAAGACAGAACGUGUCCAACAAGAAAGACAGCAAGCGUUAGAGAAAAUGGGAAUUAGUGUUCAGGCAUCUGGCAUUAGCGUUGAGAAAAAUAAAUAUUACCUUGUCAACCUCAAUGCUGAUCCAUCUCUCAACGAAAUGCUUGUGUAUUACUUGAAGGAUCGCACGUUGGUGGGUAGGCCUGAUGCGGGACCAGAACCAAAUGAUAUCCAACUCUCAGGUGUUGGCAUAGAGACUCAUCAUAGUGUCCUGGUUAUUGAGAAUUCUGAUCUCUUCUUGGAAACUUAUCCUAAUUCUCGAACUUGCGUUAACGGAUCUCAGGUCACUGAGAAGUUACAGCUGCGACAUGGUGACAGAAUCUUGUGGGGAUUCAACUACUUUUUUCGUGUGAAUUGUCCCAAACCCACAAGUGGCGGAAACAACUCAGAACCUCAGACACCUGCCCAGCCAAUAGAUUACAACUUUGCACGUGAAGAACUCAUGUUGAAAGAGCUGAGCAAUGAUCCUAUUCAAGCAGCUAUACAGAACCUGGAACGCCAACAUGAAGAAGAUAAACAGAUGGCUUUGGAAAAACAGCGGCAAGAGUAUGAAAAACAGUUCCAACAACUUCGAAAUAUUCUGUCACCAACGACUCCUUAUGCACCGUAUAUGCCUUUCGAUCCUUUAAGAGGCUCAAAGAUGACCCCAUCAACACCCACAUCCCAACUGCGCAUUGAAAAAUGGGCACAAGAAAGGGAGGACAUGCUCGAGCACAGAUCUAUUUUGUAUCCUGGCAGAGAGGAUAUGUUCAGGCGCAGUCUGGCGCAGCUACGACAGGAUAUCAUGAAGGCUAAUACGCUGGUGAGGGAAGCCAAUUUCUUCGCAGAGGAAAUGGGGAAACAGACUGUGUUUGGAGUAACACUUCAAAUACCUCCCCAGAAUCUGUCUCCAAACCGCAAGAAAUCUGCCUUUGUCAGUGAACCUGCCAUUCUAGUCAAAAGAAAAAACAAACCAAAUCAGGUUUGGUCCAUGGAGAAACUUGAACACAAAUUAAUUGUCAUGCGAGAGAUGUAUGAUGAACAACAUGAUGAUCCCCUUGCAACUCGCCCAGAAGCUGACCCCUUUUACGAGAGUCAAGAAAAUCACAACCUGAUCGGGGUAGCAAACAUUUUUCUGGAUUGUCUGUUUCAUGAUGUCCGGCUAAAUUAUCAUGUUCCUAUUAUAUCGCAACAAGGAGAGGUGGCUGGAAGAUUACAGGUUGAAGUUAGUCGGAUUGCUGGUCAGUUUCCACAAGAGAGAUUUGCAGAUACCUUGUCUGAGUCAUCUGGUGAUUCGGGUCAUAGCCGAGAAGAAGAAGAAGUACAAAAUAACACUGUUACUGUUAGGGUUUGCAUAAAACAGGCUGCAGGAUUGCCCCCUUCUUUGUCCCACUUCGUCUUUUGUCAGUACCAAUUUUGGGGUCAUACAGAAAGCGAAGUUGUGGCUCCGGUUGUUAACAAUGAGUUUCCUGCUGCUCCCACAUCAAAAGACUCCAUGACUUUCAAGUUUGAACAUUCAAAAGAUUACAUUGUGCCAGUUACCGAAGAUCUGUUAGAACAUUGUGCAGAUGGUGCUCUUUCUAUUGAAGUCUGGGGUCACAGAUCAGCUGGCUUUGGUGUUUCACGUCCAGGGUGGGAAGUUGACCAACAGUUGGCUAAAGCACGAUCACUUGUAGACAGAUGGAGUGAACUGACUCGUAAAAUAGAAAUGUGGGUUGAGAUACAAGAAUUAGGAGAAUGUGGUGACUACCUUUCUGUAGAAGUUUCCCCUCAGAAGGAUGUUUUAACGGGAGGAGUUUAUCAGUUACGCCAGGGUCAGCAAAGACGUAUUGUCUGCAGGGUCAAACCAGUUUCAAACUCUGGUACUCUUCCACUUAUAUGUGAGGCUAUUACAAACAUCAGCAUAGGGUCAGUUUGUGGGAGACUUAAAUGCCAGCGACAGUUAGAUUCAUACACAGAGGAAGAUUUGAAUAUCUUGCGUGAGAGAUGGAGUGAAGCUCUGAAGCGUAGAAGAAUGUACCUUGAUCAACAGAUUCAAAAAAUCAUAAACAAAGGAGAUAAAAGUGAACGUGACAUGGAGAGGGAACAGUCUCUGGUUGACCAGUGGGUAAGCUUGACAGAGGAAAGAAAUGCUGUUCUUGUCCCUGCUGCAGGGUCAAAUAUACCAGGAGCUCCAGCAGACUGGGACCCUCCCCCGGGGAUGGAAGCCCAUGUUCCUGUACUGUUCUUAGAUCUCAAUGCUGAUGAUUUCUCUACUCAAGGCUUUGGAGACACACUCACUGUAGCGGGAAACAAUGCCAUAAUCCCAAAGGAAAAUUGCAAUAAGUUUUUCCAGUUGCCUAUUGUUAAAUGCUAUGAAAAGGAUGUUUGUGCCGUAGCUUCUUGGGAUUCUUCCAUCCAUGACAACAUGUACCUCAACAGACUUACACCAAGUGAUGAGAGAGUUUAUUUAAUAGUUAAAGCAGUUGUGAGACUGUCCCAUCCAGCACCCAUGGAUUUAGUUUUAAGGAAACGUCUAGCAGUAAAUAUAUAUAAGAAACAGUCAUUAACCAGCAAGUUUGUCAAGUCGUUUAUUGGGACGAUAAAUACUUGGUAUGAAACUGGCAUCAUGUAUGAAGUUGUCUCAAAUAUUCCCAAGGCAAGUGAGGAGUUAGAAGAGCGUGAGUCACUUGCUCAAAUGGCAGCUAACGCUGAUGAUUCUCAUGCAGAAGAUGGCGAAACUUAUAUUGAAAAAUAUACCAAAGGAGUAACAUCUGUGGAGUCUAUUUUGAUGUUGGAUAGACUGCGACAGAAUGUUGCUGUCAAAGAACUACUUCAAUCAGCUGGCCGACCUCUGAUGAGGAAAACUGCUUCCGUCCCCAACUUUUCUCAUUGUGUUGGAGUGAAGAAAAUGGCAAAUUUUCAGGAAGUUGGUUGUGAUAUUCAGAGAGAGACAGGCUUACCUAAGCCUGGAACGACACUCCGAGGACAGCAGGAAGAGGGACUCCAGAAACGAUUGAGGACUAACCUAGAGUUGUUUGGAAGUCUGGAUGGUGGCUUAGACAGUGUCACGCGUUCAGGUAGUGUGAUGGACCUAAAUGCUCAACUUAUAUCUACACCCACACAAAAUUCACACCAUUCAGAGAAAAAUAAGCAUCGUUAUUCCCUGCCAGGCCCAAGUGAAAGACCUUUUGGAUUAUCUCGUCCUACGUUCCUCAAUCUGAACCUGAACCUCAACUCUCUCAGACUUCAGGGAUCCACUCCUGCCAAGUCCUCACCUAGUCCUGGUCCAAUGAAGAUGACUCCAAGGAUGACAACCUUGCAUGAAGAAAACACAAGAGAAGCAGCUCCCUUAUUGCACAUGCAAGAGGAAGAAGAGGAGGAGGAUGAAGAAGAGGACUUAGUUGAUGAUGAAGAGAAUGAUAAUCAAAUAGGAGUUUCAGGGGGAACUAGCGGCGAAGAAGAAUUUAGUGAAUUCACAUCUUACAGAAGUGGAAGCUUAACAAGUGGACGACUUUUACUUACUCAGAGUCGUACUUUAGAUUCCUUAAAUGAAGUUGGUGCAACGAAAGCAGGAACUCCUUCAACUGUAUCAAGCGGUUAUGGAUCUGGUGCUGUCUCGUCAACAACGCUAAGUGAAGACUCUCUUUCUGUGCGCAGUGUUAGUGUAGAUGAAACUCCCGAUAAGGAAUUGCCAACAAAUCAUACUGUUAUGGAUGUAUCUACAAUAAGCUCUGGUGAAAGUGACUCUAGUGAUACGAGAACAGUGAUUAAUCAGCAACUUGGAAAUGAUUCUAGUGUAUUAAAGUCAGAAAGUGAAUUGAAAAUAAUAGAAGAUGAAGAAAAUAAAGAAAAUUCUCACUUACAUAACUCAGGUUCUAGCAAUACUGGUACAUCCAAUAACAUGAAGUCAGCAAUAAAUUGCACACCCAAUUCUGUCAGCCCUGAUUGUUCUUUAAAUUCAUCUUGUUUGUCAAAUUCAUCACUGCCAGCAACUGUCACUCCUGAAGUAGUUUUACGAAAAAGUUCUGGGAAGCGAAAUCCAGCCCAUCGCAUGUCCUUCCCAUUGGCUCAUUCUCAGCCUGAUGUAAGCGAGUCUUACAUCAGUAUGAAUGGUGCUUCAGUGGUAUUGGGUGAUGAGGAGAGAAUGCCAGCUGUUAAUAAUAAGCCAUUGGCCCCAUUACCAGAUUGGUGUGAAGUUGGAGAAAGUAUACAAAUUAGGCCUUAUAAUUACUCAGGAGUUAUAUCAUACAUCGGACACACUGAGUUUGCAGCAGGAACAUGGGUUGGAGUUGAGCUUGAUGUUCCUAUGGGUAAAAAUGAUGGAUCUGUAAAUGGAGUUCGAUACUUUGCUUGCCGCCCAAAAUGUGGCAUGUUUGUUAAACCAGAAAAAUUGAUGUUAGAUCGACGAGGACGUGCAAUGAGGACUGGUAGAAGUAAUGGAAGUGGCCACAGUGGUCUUGGGGAUAUGAAACGUUCUCGAUCUACUGCAGAGAGGCUUAGUGAUGUGGGCAUUAGGAAGAGUACUAGUAAAAGUGAGGGCCUAAACAGCAUGAGACGCUCCAAAAGCAGAGGUGAGGGUCUAUCCUCUCUCUCCGACCGCUCAAAAUCCACCACAUCUCGUAUUAGAAAGUAAAAGUGCAAGAUUAAAAGUCAUAAAAUGUUUCUAGUUUUUAAGGCUGCUAAAAAAAGGGUGCAUUUUGUCAGCUACUUGUGUGCCAACAAAGAAUACAGUACAGUCAUAGGUACUUUAUAACAGAUAUCACCUCUGCCGAAUUCAAGUAAAUACUGUUACUGCUAUGGAGACAUUAUAAGAAUAAGAUUUGACAAAAAUAUAAAACUGGCAUAUGCACAAGUAUGAAAGCAGUCCUGCCCCUAACUUCCAUCAAGUGUUACCCCGCGAAUACGUCCCUGUUAUCCCUCCAUUGCGAGAUCCUCAUGUAUGUUAGUAUAGACGGUACUUAACCUGCUUCAUUUUAAAACUCACUCUGUAACAGAACUUUAAGGUAGCAGUUUUCAUUGUGAAAUGAAACUCUGAUUUCCACCCUAUAAUCUUUAAUUACAGUACUCCAGUAAUCUCUCUCUGUGCUGUAACAUAGCAAAGGGAUGAAACCCUUUGUCACUGAAUAAAAAUCAGAAAUGCAAAUGAAAGAAUAUAGUUAAAAAUAUUUUCUGCAGCUCUUGACAAGGAAAGCUUUCUUCAAACUAUAUAUUGUAAAAAUGAAUGUUUUUUUUUUUUUAAUAUAACAAUAACCUGAGCUUUAGUUGCAAGUGGCAUUGAAUUAAAAUGCAGCAAAAAUUAAUUGAAUGAAAAGUUCUUAUGGUUAUCUGGAAUUCAUACAGUACGUUUGUCAUGUUUGAGCCAAUACAUGUGCUGUGCUUCCAUAACAGUAGUUUAGCAUUUGUAUAUGUGAACUUUGCUUUUCUUACAAGAAUACUAAUUGGUUUACCCCAAGGUUUUUCAUGAAAACAUCAUGCAAAAAGUGUACAACAGUUUACAGCACAGAGGGAGACUGUUGGGACCAAACUCACGAGUUGAAUUAAGAAAACAGAUUAAUUUUGAUAAUUUGGUUGUUCAUUUAUGUGAAGUCUUAUUCCUUUUACAUAACCCCCUUCUUGUGUGAAUUGAUUAAUCCAUUGUCCAUUAUAAAUAUUGUGUAAUACUAUCUCAUACAUUAAAAAUGUGUAUAGUUCAAGUAUGUACACAUUUCCACUGGCAGCAUAAAUUGUACAAUAGUGAUAUUUGCUUUCUGUGUUAGAAUUGCUGAAUAGAGAUAGCUUACGUGACUUAUAUAAGAUAUGAUUAUUUCAACAUCAUUAUAUAUAUAUGAUCAUUAUAUAUAUAUAUGUGUUAUUUAUUUAUUUGUUGAAUAAUCACUUAAAGUCAUGUAUUUUAUUUAAUUUGGUCUUAAGUUCCAUAUAUUACUGAUAGGUAAUGUUUUGCCAGCUUGAUUGUACAUAAAAACAAACUAUUUUCAGUCAUUUUGUUGCCAUAUCUUAGUUGUACAGUUCAUUUUUUGAUCAAAUAUGUGAUCAUAUUUAUAAAUAUUAAAAAUAUAUAAAUAUAUAUAUAUAAUAUAUAUACACACACUAGAUAUACUUUCUGUUUAAAAAGUGUAUGUAAAUUAUGAGAAUGUAAAUGCGAUUUUAGUACAGUAGUUUUAUUGUUUUUAUAUAAAGCUGCUAUACUGCUUGUAUAGGAGUUUUCCUUUCAUUUUAGUCAUAGCCAACAUUUGAAAUUUGCAAAGCAUUGCAAACUUUGUGUUUAAAGCUACCCAUUUUCACGGUUUCCAUGCUGCUACCAUGAUAGUAGUUAUUUAUUUAUUUGUUGCACUGUUAAAUAGGCUCACCUAACUUGCCGGUUGCAAGCUAGAGUUCAGCUAAUCUGUCAUAAGAUAAGUUAUUUUAUGUCAGUAUCCAGUUAUAUUUGGGAUUAGAAUUUUUUUAAUAUAUAUACAUCCAGAUAGUACCUCACCCCACAAGAUUUUGAAAAUUUCUUGCAGCGAAAAUGACAAAUUUCAUUUGUACAGUAUCAACUACCUGCUACAUCUGUAUAGUGUAGAAUAAUUUUUACCAGUGACAUGAAACUAAGGAAAGUUUCUCAUCUUUUCAUGAAAAUAUUUUAAUAUUCCUGAAAAUCAUUAAGUUGGUAAUAUAAAUUUUUCAGAAUAUGCUUUGUAAUAAACAACAACCCCUCCAUGAUAUAAGAGGAGACACGUCCAUCUUCUAGUAAACUCUUUCAUUUUCUUCUCUUGUUUGCAGAUGUGUUUGAAAUGGUUGUGGGAUAAAUCAUUGAUUUUGAUUAUUGUUUAUACUGAAAAUUCAGGAAGUGUUGUUACAUUAUACAAAUAUAUAUUAUCAUUCAACAUUAGUGAAUUUAUCCCAUUACCCCUAUGUAGUAUUAAGAUAUCCUUUACACUACAUUAGCUACUGUACUGAUAUACUACUUGAGACCCUUCAUAUUGGGUCUAGCAUAGAUUGUGUUGGUGUCCUUCACUUUCUGAUUUCAACAUAUCUCAUUCAUAUUUUUCUUCUGUUACGUUUUAUGUAGUUUUAACAUGUAAUUUCUUCUUAAACAAAAAUACAUCAGACAUUUUUUUACUAUAGUAAGGACAUUUCGAAUAGGCUUAUGUCAUACAUACUGCAUUGAGUCUUUGUCAUAAUUCUUUUGUGAAUAGGUUGUCAGUCAUUAAAGUGGUAGACGUAUCCAUUCCCUUAUUAAAAAAAACAAGUUUUUAAUUUUAGUACUUGUAAAUAACUAUUUAGUAAAUAUUGUAUGUAUGGGAAAUAUUUCCAUUUAAAAAUCUAUGUUACUGUGAUAAAAAUUUGCCCAUGUAUCAGGAGAAGUAGGAGGCCUGCAGAUGGCAAGAAGUAUCAUCCCUCUUGUCCAACCAUCACAAAUCCUUCCUGCAUAUUUUGUCACUCAAAGUGAUCACCUGGCAAUUCCAUGUGACAAGUUAGCAGUUUCUUUUAAGGUUUCCCACUAAUGUUACAUCCAUACUGUUCAAAUAGAGGAUUACAAAAUGAGGAUUAAUAUUCAGAUUCCUUUUAUUUACAUAGUCCUUUAACUUGGCAAUACUUUCAACACUGAAUGGAAGUAUUUUUAGUGUGAAGUUUUAAAAGUACAGAGUGAUAGUUCUGUACUGUUACUCUUACAUUUCAAAGCAAACUAGACUUUCAAGUCCAUAUAGACAAUGCUGGAUUUCCUGUGAAUGUUGGGUAUUCAAAACAUUCCUGAAGUGGAAUAAUUGGGCUAACUGCCCUCGCUAAGUGUAAUAAAUGGUGAAUCCCUUGAA